Molecule: messenger RNA, 741 nt
Organism: Darwinula stevensoni
Lineage: Eukaryota; Metazoa; Arthropoda; Ostracoda; Podocopida; Darwinulidae
Source: the annotation of a GenBank genome assembly
AUGGUAAACUCCUUUGAUGAAUCCGGUGAUUUUGGCGAGCCCUUUUACGAGGUUCGCAUAGAUUCGCAAGAAGUACCGUUCACAUCAAUGAGGAGUGUCACGUCUUCAGGACAGAAUUACUUUCUCACGUGUGGAAGGACUUGUAUGCUGAGUCUCUCCUUGAAGAACUACAAUUUCUUGCCUAUAAGAAACAAGUGCAAUCCGGACGAGAGCUACGACUACAAGAAGUGCUUGGAGACGGCAUUGACGGAGAAUUUGACGAAGGAAGCCCCGUGCGUGAAGCCGUCAGCGUUUCCGAGCCAACACGCCGAGCCGGGGAUGCAGCGCCAGUGCAACACCUCCGAGGACGAAAAAGACCUUUUGAACUACUACCACAACGUAGUGCAAGAGAACUUCGAUCCUGGAUGUCUGAGGAAAUGCAACAGGACGACGUAUAACGUGCUCCAACUCGAUUACCCACAUCUUCCUUGCGAUCCGCAAAUUGCCGUGAUGAAGAUGAACAUCCCCAUCCCCGAUGUUGAGGUAAUAGACGAGCUGGAGCUGACGUCGCUUCCACAGUAUUCCGCCGACAUGGGAGGAAUACUCGGGCUCUACCUGGGGACCUCCUUCCUUGGGGUCCAGAAGAACUUGGAAAAAGCCGCCGGUUGGUUCAAGUCUCGAGUCUUCAAGACUGGGAUUGGAUUCCUGCAACAAAGAAUCUUGCCUUUGAUGUGUAGCCUCAUUAAGUUAAAGAAUGGCUAA